This is a messenger RNA of Myzus persicae (green peach aphid), 914 nucleotides long. RefSeq lists its product as uncharacterized. Bases 224 to 787 code for a protein of 187 amino acids. The record is from RefSeq and is a predicted model, not a curated record. The transcript is spliced from 10 exons. Lineage: Eukaryota; Metazoa; Arthropoda; Insecta; Hemiptera; Aphididae.
AAUAAUAAUUAUUAUUAUAAUUAUAUAAAUACUAAAAUACCUACCUAUAUUAUAUUUAAAAAUUUUAGGUAUUCAAUUCGUGACAAAAGAAAUUUUUGUGCUUUUUAAGUUAUUGUUUCCUCAAAUAGAUGAAGAUUACGACACUUAUAAAAAACGUUUCUACAAUAGUUUGAUAAACAGUGACGAUGAAACAAAGAAACAGCUAUCAUUAUUCGUCCAGUAUAUGAAAUUUCAUGCUUUUGAUUAUAAAACGUCCCAAGAUACGGAGAUUACUCCAGAAACGUCCGGAGAUAUGAACACUGCUAUAAUAACAUCCGAAAUCACGGACAUUGCUGCAGAAACAUCUGGAACCACGUCUGUCAAAAUAUAUGGAGCUAUGACCUUCGAAGAAUUUAAAGUGUUCAAACUCAGUUUACCAAUACCAAAUGAACGCCGUGAUGAUUAUAUAAUCAGAAUAAAUAAACUUGCGUCUUUAGCAAAACGUGAUGGCAUCAAGGAACAUGUUGAACCUGAAAUAUUACCUGAAGAGCUUUAUCAAAAUUUAUUUGACUCGUAUCCGAAAGAAACCAAUCGUAAUUAUGAUGAUUAUCUUGAAAAUAUGGAAUGUAAGAAUAGCAUACCGGUGUCAAGAGACACAUUCGAUAAAUUACUCAAAGUUUCAAAUUCGAUGGAUUAUAAUCCUUACACGUUUGAUUACUCAUCAUUCUACAAAAUAAUAGUUACUUCAAAAGAUCAGCUAUCAUAUCCAUCAUGGCCGUGGUACGUCGAUAGCGGAAAACAAAAUUAAAAAGAAAAUGCACCUAAGAGUAGUACAAGUUUAGUAUUACUUCAACAUAUAAAUGUACCUAUUAAUAAUUAAUAUUUAUGCAAUCUAUUUUCGUAUAGUAAAUUAAUAUUUAUAAUAAUAUAAUACA